AUGCCCCGGGGACUCGACAGCAGAGAGGCAGGAAACCUUGAGCCGGGAGCGAAUAGGGACGCUAGGAAACUGGUUUCUGAAAGACAGGCUCACGCAAGAAUGGAUCAACGGCUCUGGUCUACAGCUUCUCUGGGCUUACGGACCGGCCAUCCACAAUACAAUGUCGCGGACUUUGGUGUUGCAUUUCGUUCUGUAUCGAGACAGCUCAUGACUCAAAUCAUUGAACCUCCAACUGAUAUCCUCGACUUAGCAGAGGAAUACUCUGCCUUUUACUCUCUGGAUGAAGGUGAAUCUGGACUAUGGAGCCUGAUCACCUCGUCCUUCGAGUCAGUUUUCGUGGUAUUUGAUGCUGCUAAUGCCUCUGAAGCUGCAUUAAAGGAUAUGCUCGUCUGCCUUGGAGGUAACGAUGUUCAGAAUUCUCGUCUGCACAUUCUUAUAACCAGUCGCUACCCGCCGCCCCGUUCACUUCUGCGAACCUACAAACUGCCUACCAUAGUAACCAGGGCAAGCGACGAUGAUCUCAUGACUUACAUUAUGCACGAAUUAGGAGAUGUAUCAGGCGAGAAACAUUUAUAUCCAAUACCAAAAGACGUUCGUGAGGCUAUGUCCGAUAUAAUUGAAAUGUUGGACGGCAUCUUUCCUCCGCUCCCUCGGUUCGGAGCUAUUUCAGAUACAUUGAAUGAAUUGGCUCAAGUGCUAUCUAACGUACCCUCUUCGGAAAAGUCCAAGGCACUUAGCCAGCUAGCAUUAAGUCAUAUAGAAAAAGCAGAACACGAAAAGAAUCCCAUUCAGGUGCUCCACCUAGUCUCCACACUAGAAGAAAUCGGCUAUAAGCCAACAAUACCCCAGAUUGUGGACUUCCUACGCUUUCUCGGCUUAUAUAAAAACGAGGACAAUGACUACACCACUCACGACGUGGCAAAUAUGUGUGCUCACUUUGUCUCUUUCGGCACAUGCACCCAAGCGAUGCGAAUCCGGUCCCCUCUUCUCCAAAGCCAUUUGUGCGAAGAAGUCUCCAAAAGCAAUACCAAAGGGACAAUGCUCCGUGCCGCCCUAUCCUACCUAUCACAGGAGGACUUCCAAAGGGGAGCCUGCACUUCAUCAGCGAGUUUAAAGAAGCGCUUCCAAACUCACCCUUUCCUCCCAUUCGCUUCACGGAUAAUCUCACUCUAUACCUCUAGAGUACCUCACCAACAGGAAGCCCUCGACGACUUCCUGCGAUUCGCAUCUCACCGCGGCUCCAUCGACUCCUACCUUCAGGCAGCAGAUGCCUGGCUGUAUCAGGAUGACGACAGCUACGACGAGCUUGAAAGCGCUGAACAGCGCUGGGCGUAUUUCCCGCGUGGUUAUGGACCGCUCCAUGUUGCUGCUCAUAUUGUCGGUGGACGUCUCUUUGUCAAGGCUCUACUCCAACAGGGGGGGGAUGUCGAAGCACAAUCAGGGAACGGGCAGACGGCGUUGCAUGUUGCUGCUGGGAUUGAGGAUGAGUCUGAAACGGCGAGGACUCUUCUUGAGUACGGAGCCAGUGUGUCGGCGGUUGAUGAUGAUGGAGAAACGCCGCUGUCUAUUGCUGUUGUUGAAGGAGAUCUAGAGACAGUAAAGUUACUUGUCGAGUUUGGUGCUGAUAUUGGGAGCCUUGAUACAUCUAUACUUGUGGAAUGUGCUGAGGAGAGGAGGGAUGUUGUUGAGUAUUUAACUGGUCUGGGUGUGAACUUUCCGGAUGAAGAUCAAAUGGAUGAGGAUGAUGAGGAGGCCUGA
Molecule: messenger RNA, 1758 nt
Organism: Aspergillus oryzae RIB40
Lineage: Eukaryota; Fungi; Ascomycota; Eurotiomycetes; Eurotiales; Aspergillaceae
Product: ankyrin repeat domain-containing protein
Exons: 3
Coding region: 1-1758 (585 amino acids)
Cellular component (GO): cytoplasm; nucleus
Molecular function (GO): protein binding
Source: RefSeq, a predicted model, not a curated record